UCAUUCCCUUGAUUGUCCACUUUCCUCUGUCGAUUUAUACUAUUUCAUACGGAGGGCCUUCAAAGAUACGAUAUACAUCUUUACGAUUGAUUGUCUUGAUACAGCAGACCUCCCCGGUUGACUCAUCGGCGCACGCUGCAUCACCCUUCAGCCUCACCUGUGGACCGUCAGACCAAUAUGCCUCAGACCGUCAUCGCGUUCGACCUCUUCGGUACGAUUCUGUCGACCGACUCGAUUGCCCAGAAGCUGGCAGAGAUAUAUGGAAAAGACGAUGCUACUCGUAUCGCUACCGAGGCCAGGCGGCUGCAGCUGGAGUACACAUGGCGCUGCGUCAGCAUGGGCACUUACAAGCCUUUUGACCAGUUGACGCGAUUUUCAUUCCGCCAGGCCGUCCAUCAGAUCGUUGGAAAGGAACUCAGCUCAGAGCACGAAGAAGCCAUCAUGGACGCGUACAACCAUCUCAGCGCCUACCCAGAAGUGGACUCUGCUCUGUCGUCGCUCUCGUCACACUCUGAACUUGAUGCGUACAUCUUUUCGAAUGGCACCCAGCAGAUGCUCACAUCGGCCUUGUCCUCGUGGUCCAUCUUCCCGCCCGAGAAGGUCAUCUCGGUCGACAUUGACGCGCUCAAAACCUUCAAGCCUGCCCCCAAGGUCUACGAGUACGUCACAACAGUCACGGGGAUGCAGUUCACGCCCGAGCGAGUGUGGCUCGUCAGUUCGAACCCGUUUGACGUGCUGGGCGCCGUGUCGAACGGGUUGAGGGCGUGCUGGGUUGACAGGACGGGUCAGGGGUGGAGGGAUGGAUUGGCGCAUAGUCUGGGCAAGGAGCCAACCCUGAUUGUCAGGGGCGUCGACGAGGCCGUGACGAAGAUUAUGCAGGCACAGUGAUCGCAAUGAGAUCGAUGAGCCAAGGAUCUGUCGAGCUUGAGAUCUUCAGGGUCUUAUCUAUCGGGGCUGAUAUACAUAUAUAUAAUA
This is a messenger RNA of Emericellopsis atlantica, 975 nucleotides long. Its product is annotated as HAD-like domain-containing protein. The transcript has 3 exons. The record is from RefSeq and is a predicted model, not a curated record. NCBI's taxonomy places the organism in Eukaryota, Fungi, Ascomycota, Sordariomycetes, Hypocreales, Bionectriaceae. Gene Ontology annotation, molecular function: hydrolase activity, acting on halide bonds, in C-halide compounds. Bases 178 to 888 code for a protein of 236 amino acids.